ACAUGACUGUGUGCUAAUUUUUUUACAGGAUUGCAUUGGGGCUAUUGAUGGUACUCAUGUGACUGCAAAGGUACCGAGAUCAAUGUCUGCAGCAUUCCGCGGGAGGAAGCACUACACCAGCCAGAACGUGCUAGCAGCUGUGGAUUUCGAUAUGAGGUUCACCUACGUGCUUGCUGGGUGGGAGGGUUCAGCUCAUGAUGCGAGCAUCCUAGCCGACGGCUUGGCAAGGCCUGAUGGGUUGCAAAUCCCUGAGGGUAAGUUCUACCUUGGAGAUGCUGGAUAUGCAUGCCGACCUGGUAUUCUACCUCCCUUCAGGAAAACAAGGUACCACCUCAACGAGUUCUCUGCGAAGCACCGACCUCAGAAUGCGAAAGAGUUGUUCAAUCUGAGACACUCAAGCCUUAGAGUCACCAUUGAGAGGGCCUUUGCUGCAUUGAAGAACAGGUUCAAGGUCCUUGACCAAAAACCGUUCCACACUUUUGACACUCAAGUAAAGCUGGUCCUUGCUUCCUGCAUUCUUCACAACUGGAUCCUAGGUUGGGGCGAGGAUGAGUUCUUCGAAGAGGUUGUCACUUAUGAUGAAGUAGAGACCGGCCAUGGCGUGGAGGCAGGCGACAAUGAUGCCUGGAAGGAGAAGAGGCUAGAGUGGGCACAAGCAAUAUGGGAAGCCAGAGGCAACACCACCAUCUGA
Lolium perenne is the source of this 691-nucleotide messenger RNA. The record is from RefSeq and is a predicted model, not a curated record. Lineage: Eukaryota; Viridiplantae; Streptophyta; Magnoliopsida; Poales; Poaceae.